AUGUCUGGAAAUGACCAUCGAACGCCAAACGAGCGCGUGUCAGUUGUUACAGAUAUUUUAGGUGUUAAUAAACCACAGACUAUGGAAAUUGUUGACGAAAAGCCAGGAAACCGCGCUGAAACAGCAGGAGAAUCUUUACAUAGGAUGCCUUCUGCAACUUCAAUUGGAAACGAAAACGAUGUACACUUCAGUUGUCUAGAUAAUGGUAAAUUCAAAGAUAAUGAAGGUAACAAGGCUCCUUUUUGUAAACAUUGUGACAUCUCGAUACAGGGCUCGGGCUAUAUUCAAUGCAAAGAUUCGGACACGUUAGGGAAAGAUUCUGCAUGCGUCAGUGUGGAUGAUGCAAAGUUUGUAAAAGUGAACGUCGCAUCGGGAGAUGAUUUAUCGUUUGUCUUCUGCUCACAAAUGUGUCUCAAAAGCUAUUACUCUUUGAAAUCACGUAUGACAUCUGGACCCGGCGAGGGCCUUUAUAACGAUGAUAGUGGACAGUUUAUUGACCCAGUACGUAGCGUUAUACCUGUGUCGACAGGGGAAGCAUCAAACUCUGGCUAUCAUGGCUCUGUCAUCAGCACAAUCGAUGUUAGAGGGGAAAUCGAAGCUGCUGCACCUGCGUCUGUGCUUGUCAAGAGAAAAGGCUUAAUUGCCGAGGAACAACUUGACAGAAAGAAGCCCCGGUUAGUCAUAUGGAAGCGAUGGAAGAUACUUUUUGAUUCCAAGACAAUGAGAAAUGAUGUUUCAAAAUUGACAGCUGCAGAACUUCUGGAAAAAUAUGGUGGUGCAUUGAAAGCAGGAGCAGACGCAAAAGAUGAGCGAGAGUGUAUGUUGUGUGGUGAUGUUGGUGACGGAGUCACAGAAGGAACUGCCAGGUUGAUUAAUUAUGACGUCAACAUAUGGGUUCACUUGAAUUGUGCGCUUUGGUCUUUGGAGGUCUACGAAACAUUGAAUGGCGCCUUGCACAACGUUCAGAAAGCUUACGAGCGAGGGGUUCAAACGUCCUGUGUUUAUUGUUCCAAGAGAGGUGCAACUGUCACUUGUGCCAGGGUAAUUGGCUCCCAAAUGAGGCGGUGCGAGAUGAAUUAUCAUUUCAACUGUGCAAUAAAAGCGAAUUGCGUGUUUUUCAAGGAUAAGACUGUACUGUGCCCUCAACAUAAAAAUUAUGGAUCGGUGGACCAGCGAUUGCCUUCAUAUGCUGUCUUGCGAAAGGUUUAUGUCAACAGGGAUAUCACCAAACAGUUAGCAAGGGUUUUGAAACUGAACAACGAAAAAGAGCAAAGUGCGUUUACAAUUCGCAUUGGAAGUCUCAUAUUUCAUGAGCUUGGACAACUCCUUCCGCAUCAGUUGCAUAAGUUCCAUUCCAAGGAUGCCAUUUAUCCAGUUGGUUUCAAAACUACGAGAUUUUAUUGGAGCACUGAGCAAAUAGGAAAGCGUUGCUGGUAUGUCAAUUCAAUAGAAGAAGUCGAUGGCUCCCCUCAUUUCGUAAUCAUUGUUAAAGAUUCUGGCAAGAAGGUUGGAGAGUUCGCCGGCAGCACGCCUAAAGAGGUUUGGAGUUGUGUCUUUGAACCUGUAAGAAAAUUGCGCGAAGAAGCAAAAAUGGUGAAGAUCUUUCCAGAGUUUGUUACUGGCGAGGAUUUGUUUGGUUUGUCGGAUCCAUCAAUACAACGGAUUAUCGAAUCACUGCCUGGUGUGGACACAAUUCACGACUUUUCCUUUCGAUUCGGAAGAACGCCAAUGAUAAUGGCCGAACUGCCCUUGGCAGUCAACCCAACUGGCUGCAUUAGGUCGGAAUCAACACGCAAUGUUCACCUAAACAGGCCAGUUUCGCUGAGAACGGCAUCCUCCACCCCGGCUGAUAGAGUUGAACGCUGUGAUUUGUUAAUCGACGAAGGCAGUCAAGGAAGUCUUUUGAGGAACAGUUGGGCUAUAUCGAAAACAGCACAGUAUCGCAGAAUGAAAAGUGAAUGGAAGAACUACGUUUUGCUGAGCAAGUCGAGAAUUCAGGGUCUUGGUCUCUUUGCGAUCCGUGAUAUUGAACCAAACACAAUGAUUAUCGAGUAUAUUGGGUCAAUUAUUCGCAACGAAGUAGCAAACAAACGAGAGCGGAUCUACGAGAACAGCAACCGCGGUGUUUACAUGUUCCGAGUUGAUUCAGAUACCGUCAUUGAUGCAACCCUGACGGGGGGUCAUGCCAGAUACAUAAACCAUUCUUGCGAUCCUAACUGUGUUGCCGAGGUUGUCAUUAUUGAAAAAAUGCCAAAAAUAAUUAUCAUUUCAAACCGAAAACUGGAGAAGGGAGAAGAGCUAACAUAUGAUUACAAAUUUGAGUUCGAAGAUGAUCAGCAUAAAAUCGCCUGUCUUUGCGGAGCCGCAAACUGCCGAAAAUGGAUGAACUAGAGCUUGCAACUGACGCUGGGCUCUUGCUAAACUGCAUGCUCAUUAUGCCUGUUGUUAUAGUUGUGUUUGGCGAUGUAUGUUGCAACCCGAAGGUUGUAUCGUAACAAGACCUGAUUUUUAGCUUUUUUACAUUUUAAUUGUGUUUUAUUUCUCAAAAACAUUUGAAUAUUAGACUUCAAUCUUAUUUUACCCAGGGCUAUUUCACUCCUCACGGGCAAUUGUUGCUUAUGAAGAUUUUAGAAUAAAUAUAAUGAUUAAUAAGUCCUAAUUGAUAAGUCAUAAUUGAUAAGUCAAAAUUGACAAGCUGGAUAAUAUUCUCACCAGGUUUUGAGAAGGAUUAUUUCUUGAUCUCAAAAAUCAAAUUUUGAUUAAUUCACAACUUAAAGUAAUGUUAGAUCCAGUGUGUUAAAUCUUCAAAGAUAUGAUCUGGGGUUAUUUUGAAAAAGCGAUUUCUGCCCAAAUCAGAAGAGAAAUCUAAGUAUGUAGUUUCUAAACGGUGGUUGUUAUAAGCGGCCUUAGUGUUUUUAUGUAUACGCCUAACUUGUAAAUAUAGCCUCGUGUGGGAACAGCGAAUCUGUUUGAUUCUGUUGCCACGUUUUGACACCGCCUCCGUAAAGUCUUAUAUUUUGAUCAAGAUCGGUUGUUGUCCUGUAAAAAUAUUGGAUGUAAAAGUUAUCCUAGGCAAUUGUUUUGUCGUAAUUGUAGAUUUUCAUGCCUUGUAUGCUCCAAUCAACUUGCUAAUCACGCGAUAAAGAGGUAUAUAAUAUGUAUCUUCAGUUUAAUUAAUUAUGUAAGUGAUUUACAGUUUUAUUAAGAAAAUAGAUCUCGAAUUUGUGUCGUAUUUCAUAAAUUAGAUUGUAUUUUAGAAAUGGCAGGGUAUUUAACGGUUCUCUUUAAUACCAGUCUUGUUUGUUUUAUCAUUCGAAUCCUCUGGUGUUUAGCUCACCGAGCGUCGAACAAUCAUAAAUGGUAACAA
Rhopilema esculentum is the source of this 3367-nucleotide messenger RNA. The record is from RefSeq and is a predicted model, not a curated record. Lineage: Eukaryota; Metazoa; Cnidaria; Scyphozoa; Rhizostomeae; Rhizostomatidae.